Molecule: messenger RNA, 567 nt
Organism: Didymella exigua CBS 183.55
Lineage: Eukaryota; Fungi; Ascomycota; Dothideomycetes; Pleosporales; Didymellaceae
Exons: 2
Coding region: 1-567 (188 amino acids)
Source: RefSeq, a predicted model, not a curated record
AUGGCUUCGUACUCGUUCAAGAACCCGGCUACAUACCAUUUACUCAGCUAUGGCACCCUCCUCGGCAGCACGCUCUUCCAAUCCUUCAUUGCCGGCGUUGUCGCCUUCAAAGUGCUCCCGCGGCCGCAAUUCUCCACGCUUCAAAAACACACAUUCCCCGUGUACUUCACGCUGCAGACGGUCACGCCGCUCGCGAUGCUGCUGACCUACCCCUCCGGCGCAUCGCGCCUUGUGCCGUACCUGUCCUCCACCCCGGUCCUGCAGAGCCCCACCGACCGCCUCAAUGUGUGGCUGAUCGGCACCAUGCUCGUCACUGCCGUCGCUAACUUGGUCUACGUGGGCCCCAAGACGACGGAGAUUAUGAAGAUUAGGAAGCAUCAGGAGACAAGGGAUGGCAAGGCGGCGUAUGACAAGGGCCCGCACAGUGAGGAGAUGCAAAAGUUGAACAGGAAGUUUAGUAUUUUGCACGGGAUUAGCAGUAUCACGAAUCUCGUGGGGUUAGGGGCGAUGAUCUGGUACGGGGCGGUGCUUGGAGCGGGUUUGAGCUUGCAGCACGUCGCUUUGUAA